AUGAACAAGCUACUCUUACUUUCUCUUCUCUGGCAGGCAGUUCAGCCUACAUUUGCGGUUGUCUUCAAUAGCACGAGCUGCACCGCACAAUGCCAGGCCCUAGGUAACCUCGCGAGCUCGUACGAGGCGUCGCAGCGUGCAGACGCCAGCCUGACGCCCUCCUUCUACAACGUGCCCUCCAACUUCUCCCGGAGGCUGGCUCCGGGAUCUCUCCUCAAGAUCGAAUACGUCACGGACCCGACCAACUACACAGUCCCCUACAGCCUGAGCAUGUCCCGCAUUCUGUACACGACGACAGACCUCAACGGAACCAUCCAGCCCGCCUCCGCCUACAUCCUGUGGCCAUACACAGCCGCCAAGUACCCCAACAGCAAGGGCUUCCAGUUUCCCAUGGUCGCCUGGGCCCACGGCACGUCCGGCAGCUUUGGCGCGUGCGGCCCGUCCAACUACAAGGCGCUGCAGUACCACUUCAUGGUCCCGUACGCCAUCGCCGAGCAGGGCAUCGCCGUCGUGGCGCCCGACUACGCCGGCCUCGGCGUCAGCGCCCUGCCCGACGGCACGCCCGUCCUCCACCCGUACACCGGCGCGCCCGCGCAAGCCAACGACCUGGCCAACGCCGUCGUCGCCGCGCGCACCGCCUUCCCGGCCAGCCUGCCGAAAUCCAACCCCUUCGUCGUCGCCGGCCACUCGCAGGGCGGCGGCGUGGCCUGGGCGUUCGCCGAGCGCCAGGCCAGCAAGCCCGUGGCGGGCUACCGCGGGACGGUCGCGUUCGCGCCCGCGCUGCGCUCCGUCGAGUGGGUCACGCAGAUCCUCAAGGACCCGGCGCAGGCCAAUAGCCCCGCGGGCGGCGUCGGCAUCAACAUCGUCGCCGGCGUCACCGCCGCGUACCCGGCGUACAACUACCGCGGGCUGUCCGCCGUCGGCUACGACCGCUGGCACAACGUGCUCGCGCCGGUGCAGGGCUGCCUGACGACGCAGAGCCUCGCCCUGGCCGACGUCGCGCCUGCCAACCUGACGCGCGUCGGCUGGUACGACGAUGCCACGGUGCGCGAGUUCGUCAGCCGCACGCGCGUCGGUGGCAAGGCCUUUGCCGGCCCGCUGCUGGUCAUCGAGGGCGAGCUUGAUUCGGCCGUCCCGCUGGCCCUGCUCGCGCCCGUCGUCAACGAGACGUGCGCGUUUCUAGCCAAGACGCACAGCGCCGAGCAGCUCGACUUUGUCGUGUAUGGCAAGAUGAACCACUUCCCUACCAUCCAAGCCAGCCAGGCGCAGUGGAUGGGCUGGGUCAAGGAGCGUCUAUUAGCGGCGCCCUCAAAGGGGAGUAGGGACAGCAAGAAGACGCAGUGCACGACGGCCAGGGUCGACGGGUUCAGGCCCGAGAGCGCCGUCACGGCGCUACCCGAUGCUAUCCUGCCCAACUGGAUCGUCUCGCAGGCCGCGCCCACCGAGCAUUGGAAGUAUUCGCUCUAA
Lasiosphaeria miniovina is the source of this 1467-nucleotide messenger RNA. Its product is annotated as Alpha/Beta hydrolase protein. The record is from RefSeq and is a predicted model, not a curated record. Gene Ontology annotation, biological process: lipid catabolic process. The transcript has a single exon. Gene Ontology annotation, molecular function: triacylglycerol lipase activity. NCBI's taxonomy places the organism in Eukaryota, Fungi, Ascomycota, Sordariomycetes, Sordariales, Lasiosphaeriaceae. The coding region runs from base 1 to 1467 and encodes 488 amino acids.